AUGUAUGAGAGUACAGUUGAGGUCAGUGAGGAUAAUGUCGAUCAAUCUUGGACUGUGGUCCAGGGUUGUCCUGGAACCGGCCAGUGUUGUCCUUUCUCAGAGUUUUGGGGUCCUUCUGAUCUCAAAUAUUUAGUUGAUGCAAUGCGAUCCUUCAUUUCAAAUGCUGCCAUGGUUCACACUCACAGCUCUAGAGCUGCACCUAGUGCUGAUGGAACUGCCUUGGCUGAUCUUGCAAAGUUUGUAGAACCCAUUGUUCUUCUUAAUAAUGAGGUUGUCAAAAUAUCGACAAUUCUUCUACAGCCAGGUUGCUCAGAAGUGCAUCAACAAAUGAAGGAAGACUCUUCCGUGUUGAAUGUAGAAGAGAAAAAGGAUCAGACUUUGAAAUUCCCAGUAUUAAAUUCACAAGAUCCAAAUGGGAAAGCUCCACCUGUGCUAAAGCUUGGUGAUAUAUCUGUGGUUUAUGUUUGUGAAUUGCCUAAAAUUAAGGGAAAGUUUGAUCCUGCAAAAGUUGUUGCCCUUGGAUUGAAAGUUGGUCCCAAAUAUCAUGAACUACAAUUUGGGCACUCAGUCAUGUUAGAUCGUCAAAAUAUAAUGGUUCAUCCAAGCGAUGUACUUGGUCCUUCAGUUCUUGGUUCUAUUGUACUCCUUGUCGACUCCCCUAUACUGUCUCAUUUGCAGGAGUUGUUGUCUACGCAGUCUCUCGAUACCUAUUAUGUAGACUCCGUGGACCAAAACUUGAAUACGGUUAAGUCUGUGAAUUGUAUAAUUCAUUUGAGUCCUUCAUUUAUCACAAUGACUCCUGAAUACCAAAAUUGGAUGAAAAGAUUUGGUGGAGCACAGCAUAUCAUGGCUGGACAUGAAAUAAAGAACUUGGAAAUUCCAGUUCUAAAAUCCAAUGCAAGAAUCACAGCACGACUUAAUUACUUGUGUCCUCAAUUCUUCCCAGCUCCAGGAUUUUAUUACUAUAGAAAAACAGGGGAAUUAAGCAAAAUCAGUUUCUUCUUUCUAGGGUUCUGUUCAAAAUUCCAUUUGUGUCCUUAUGCACAGCUUGGAUUGGAUAGAUCUGGGAUCCCAAGCUUGUUGACUCCAAUAGAAGUUGUCAAUGAACUUCUAUCAGAGAUUCUAGAGGUUGAGAUUGCUGCUGAACAAGUUAGGCAAUUCUGGGUGGAGUACCAGAGACAUGAAAUUGUAAUACUAUUUGAAGUACAUUCACAAUUAAGGUGGUGGUACACUACUGUAGAAGUACAUCCAUGAAGCUUGUAACAUUGUAACCCCAUUACUUUGACCGAAUGUUGUAUUUUGUGGAUAAAACUGAAUGGCAUGUCAAAAGAGUGCUGCCAAUUACUGUUCAUGGCAUGUCAAACCUGAAUGGCUUCCUACCCCUCUAGCUGCGCAAAGCAUAGGUGUCAACUAUUUGAGGUUCAAGUCCAUUCUUGUAGCAAUUUAUCUAGAUACCAUAUUUUCUUCCAUGGAAAUGAGUCCAUUAAUUGGUGUCAAUUUGUGAACUGAGUCAAAUGUAAAUUAAGGAAGUGGAAAUCCAUCUAUUUUCUCA
Molecule: messenger RNA, 1552 nt
Organism: Macadamia integrifolia
Lineage: Eukaryota; Viridiplantae; Streptophyta; Magnoliopsida; Proteales; Proteaceae
Product: tRNAse Z TRZ4, mitochondrial-like
Exons: 6
Coding region: 1-1254 (417 amino acids)
Biological process (GO): mitochondrial tRNA 3'-end processing
Cellular component (GO): mitochondrion
Molecular function (GO): 3'-tRNA processing endoribonuclease activity
Source: RefSeq, a predicted model, not a curated record